Molecule: messenger RNA, 177 nt
Organism: Echinococcus granulosus
Lineage: Eukaryota; Metazoa; Platyhelminthes; Cestoda; Cyclophyllidea; Taeniidae
Exons: 2
Coding region: 1-177 (58 amino acids)
Source: RefSeq, a predicted model, not a curated record
AUGCGUGAGUCUGGAUCGCUCAAUGCUGAUCUCACCGCACUAUUGAGUGAGCAGAGAGUGAUUGGAUUUCGAGUCAAGGCAAGCGAGGAAGAAGAAGAAGUGGAGAAAGGGCUGUUGGCUAUGUCAUCUCAUGGUGCUGCCCCCAUGUUAGCCCCCAUCCUCCGUGCAAGAUUAUAA